AUGGUUAAACCUAAAACCGCUAAAGUUACUGUUGGUGUUUCCAAUGAUGGUGACAAAUUACAAGGUGAAAAUGUUGAUAAGGUUGUUGAUCAGGAGCCAGUUGUUGAGGAGAAAGUAAAAGGACGAGGUACUAAACGUGGUAAAAAUACUGCUGUUGCUAAAGAAACUGAAACUGUUGCUGCUGAAACAAAUGAUGUACCUGUUGUUAAGGGUAAAGGUGGUAGAAAAGGAGCUAAAAAAGAUGUUGCUGUAGCUGAAGAAAAUGAACCUAUUUCAGAAGAGAAACAAAAUGUUGCCGCUGAAACAAAUGGUACAACUACUACUACUACUAAGGAAAAAGCUGUAGCUGAAACAAAUGGUACAACAACAACUACCACUACUAAAGGUAGACCUGGUCGAAAAGCAGCAGCCAAAAAAGAGGAGGUUGUCGAGGAAUCUGAGUCUAUUCCUGAAGAAAAGCCCGCUGCCGCUGAAACAAACGGUACAACUACCACUAAAGGUAAACCUGGUCGAAAAGCAGCAGCUAAAAAAGAAGAAGCCAUGGAAGAAUCUGAACCAAUUUCAGAAGAAAAACCCGUAAAGGAGAAAAAAAGAGGAGGUAAAAAGGCUAAACAAGAGGAAGUAGUUCCUGAACCUGUCGAAGAAAAGACAAAAUCAACGAGAACAAGCAAGAGAAACAAAAAAUAG
Molecule: messenger RNA, 687 nt
Organism: Panonychus citri (citrus red mite)
Lineage: Eukaryota; Metazoa; Arthropoda; Arachnida; Trombidiformes; Tetranychidae
Exons: 2
Coding region: 1-687 (228 amino acids)
Source: RefSeq, a predicted model, not a curated record